UCUGAAGAAAACUGCCCUGCCCUGUUACUCUCUUUCUCCUAUAAUUAACAUCAACAACAAAUACCUCUUUCAAUACUCUCUUUUGCAUCUCCAUUUUCUUGCUUCAGGAUCUUGAACAUCGUAUGGGGAUAUCAUUUACAUGUCCACUUGCUUCUCAUACUGAUUUGGAAAACAGUCUUGAAUCUGUAAUUGUGAAGUCUAUCAACUUUGGUGAUAAUGAGCAUAAGACGCCAUUACGAUCUAUUAGCUUCAAAAUUGAAGAUUCUGAACCUAUAGUGAUGCAAUCAGAUGGUUCAGGAAAUAUGCUGAUAGAAAAAUCUGUCAGCUUAAGGACAAAGGAAAAUGUAGUUGACUAUCCAUCUUCAGAUGAUAUGAUGAAUCAACAAAGUACGAAAUCGCCUUUGUUGGAUAGUAGCAGCAGCCCAAAACAUGAGGCAGCUGUAAAGUUGCAGAAAGUAUACAAGAGCUUUCGAACAAGAAGAAAAUUAGCAGAUUGUGCUGUACUCAUUGAGCAGAGUUGGUGGAAGUUAUUAGAUUUUGCAGAACUCAAACAUAGCUCCAUUUCAUUUUUUGAUCUUGACAAGCACGAAACAGCAAUUUCGCGCUGGUCAAGAGCAAGAACUAGAGCUGCAAAGGUAGGCAAAGGCUUAUCUAAGAAUAGCAAAGCUAGAAAACUUGCUUUACAACAUUGGCUUGAAGCUGUAAGUAAGACUGUUUAUGGUUUCUUGAUUUUGUCUUUUUGGAUCAGUUAUGUAUUAUCAGGCACUAACAUGGAUGUGGUUUUUUUAUAUAAACAGAUCGAUCCACGACAUCGUUAUGGACACAACUUGCAUUUCUAUUAUGUUCAAUGGUUGCAUUCUCAAAGUAAAGAGCCAUUCUUCUACUGGUUGGAUAUUGGAGAAGGAAAAGAAGUUAAUCUUGUUGACAAAUGCCCCCGAUGGAAACUUCAACAACAAUGCAUCAAGUACCUUGGUCCUAUGGAAAGAAAGGCUUAUGAGGUCACAGUGGACGACGGGAAUCUCUUCUACAAAGUGACUGGGAAGCUCCUUGACACCACUGGUGAACCAAAAGGUGCUAAGUGGAUAUUUGUCCUCAGCACCUCGAAAACCUUAUAUGUUGGGAAGAAAAAGAAAGGAACAUUUCAGCAUUCCAGUUUCUUGGCCGGGGGCGCGACUUUAGCUGCUGGCAGGAUAGUUGUGGAACAAGGAGUCUUGAAGGCUGUCUGGCCUCACAGUGGACAUUAUCGACCUACUCCAGAAAACUUUCAAGACUUCAUUUCGUUUCUUAGGGAGAACGAUGUGGACCUAAGCGAUGUUAAGCUUGAUUGUGUCGACGAAGAAGAUUCUAUUGGCAAGAAGAGUGGUGUAUACCUCAGACAUAAUGCUUCAGAUGAUGACGUAGGUCAAAAAGAUGGUCUGGAGACUGGAGAGAAUGAUUUGGAAGACGUAACGACUUCAGAUACAAAUGAGUUGAAAGAAGAAGCAACUUUUGCUGCUUCAUCUCAUAGCUUCAAUUACAAACUGGCUAAUCUACGAAUUCCUAACAACGAUGAUUUACUAGAGAAAUUGGCAAGUGGAAGUGCAGCUGUUGAAUCCAUUUCACCAACAGAUGGAUAUGAAUCAGCAGAAGAGUUAAUUGAUAAUGAACAAGAAAGUAAAGAAGAUAUAAUUCCACAAGAAUCUAUACUGAAGAGGAUAAAUUCACACAAGGGAAUGAAGUCAUUUCAAUUAGGGAAACAAUUGUCUAGUAAAUGGAGUACUGGAGCUGGACCUCGAAUCGGAUGCUUAAGAGAUUACCCUUCGCAACUGCAAUCACAUGCAUUAGAAGAAGCUAACUUGUCCCAGAGGAGUGUUUGUCGUCUCAAGUUUUAUUCAAGGGCAUCAAGCUUUAGUAGGGAAAUGCAAGUGUCAUGUUCUAUCUGAUCAUUUCAUCGUAUCCAUUCUGUUAAGGACUCUAACAUCAUUCAAUCAACGAACAUCAUACUCAUGACAUAGGAUUAGUUCUCAUUUAUUCAUUCGUUGUGUAUAGACAAAAAUGACAUAGGAAUUCUUUCACAUUCUUUCUAGGAAUUCUUUGGCAGAUUUUUUCUAGAUGUAUUCAACUUUGUAUACAAUUCUUGUUCUUAAUAUCAGAAAACAGAACCACGUAUAACGUUCAUCAAA
Messenger RNA from Solanum lycopersicum (tomato), 2162 nucleotides. The record is from RefSeq and is a predicted model, not a curated record. NCBI's taxonomy places the organism in Eukaryota, Viridiplantae, Streptophyta, Magnoliopsida, Solanales, Solanaceae.